Molecule: messenger RNA, 1307 nt
Organism: Stomoxys calcitrans (stable fly)
Lineage: Eukaryota; Metazoa; Arthropoda; Insecta; Diptera; Muscidae
Product: zinc finger HIT domain-containing protein 2
Exons: 2
Coding region: 113-1288 (391 amino acids)
Source: RefSeq, a predicted model, not a curated record
CAUUUGUAAAGACGGUCAGCUGUUCGUAAAAGCGGCAUUUAACAUUUUGCAAAUAAAAAGUAAACAAACCGGAAGCCAAAUAAGAAAAUAGUUGUAAUUAGAUCGAAAUAAAAUGUCCUCAUCCAGCGAAAACUGUCAAAUAUGUAAUAAGCAAAAGUUCAAGUAUACUUGUCCUCGAUGCAAUAUAAACUACUGUUCUCUGGACUGUUAUAAAUCCAAGGAACACUUGAAAUGCUCUGAAGCUUUUUACAAACAAUGCGUUCAGGAUGAAUUGGCAGCAAAAGCUGGUCAACCGGAGAACAAAGAAGAUAUGCGUAAAAUAUAUGAGAUUUUAAGACGAAUACGGGAAACUGAUGCCGGUAUUCCUAUAGAGGAUUUUGAUCAAGAUUCCUUAGACUCUGAUGAUGAUGAAGAGGCUGGUGGUGAAGAAGAAGAUGAUGAAGUUGGUGACCUGCCUCAUAUGCCUAGUGGCCCUCAUGGUCAUCACAAUGAAACAGAUGAGCUAGAUAUAGCUGAACGUUUAAAAGACGUUGACAUCAAUGAUGCCGAUGAGGUAUGGGAAAAUUUAACUCAAGAAGAAAGAUAUGAAUUCAAAAAAAUGAUUUCCUCUGGUGAUAUCAUGAAACUAAUACCAGAUUUCAAACCCUGGUGGAUGAGAGAAGAUAAAAAAUCCAAAAUCAUUGAUAUGUCUGCUAAAACAGAAUCUUGUCAGAGUAGUAUUCCAGCCAUAUACGAAAAUAUACCAGCAUUCUCGUCAAUUUGUAGCAAAGAACCUGCAGCCUGUGUACACUACAAUCUAUGGAAUAUCAUCGCCUCAUAUUGUUGUACCUCACGCUAUUUCAAUGGAGAACAUUUAACAAAUCCCAAUGAAGCAGCAGCGUUUCUGGUAAAUCUCAGCACAACUCUGAAAUACGGAACCAACUUUGAGGAUGUUGAAGAUGCCAUAGUAUCCGUGCACAUGGAGGCCUUAACAACAGGAAAUGGAGCUGCGCAACUAAUGUCUAAUGGGGAGAAACCCACACUGAUUGUCGAGUGUCCAGAGCAAUUGCAGAGCGAUGUCCGUCAUGUGAUGUCAAGGCAACAAUUUAAAUUGGCAGCACUGAGUGAAAGUCUGAAACUUUUUCAAUUGACAAAGAAUAUUUUAAAGAAUGCCCACAAAAAGGACACUGAAUUUCAAAAAUUGUUUGCCAUCAGCAGUGGUAUGGAGGAGCUGACAAAGGCAAAGGUUCAGCAAAUUGUCAGAAAACUGGAAUUUUAUUUAUCCUACGUUAAUAGAGAUGAUUCGUAAUAAAUAUGUAGUUUCCAAG